This is a messenger RNA of Anarrhichthys ocellatus (wolf-eel), 1359 nucleotides long. It is a transcript of the gene ric3a, whose product is annotated as RIC3 acetylcholine receptor chaperone a. NCBI's taxonomy places the organism in Eukaryota, Metazoa, Chordata, Actinopteri, Perciformes, Anarhichadidae. The record is from RefSeq and is a predicted model, not a curated record. Bases 1 to 1359 code for a protein of 452 amino acids. Gene Ontology annotation, biological process: synaptic transmission, cholinergic; protein localization to cell surface. The transcript has 7 exons. Gene Ontology annotation, cellular component: neuron projection; intracellular membrane-bounded organelle; neuronal cell body.
AUGUCUGUAACAACUUGCCAGAAGGUUACUCUUAUAUCAUGCUCUGUUCUCUGUCUUUCUCUCUUCCUGCCCAGAAUGCUUUUACCCAGAGGGAAAAAGGAGAUGGGUCGGCCUGAGGUUGGACCUGGGUUCUACCCUCCUGUGAUGCACCAUCUGUCAUUGCCAAAGGACCCAGAACGGUGGGGUGUGGACCCUUCAUACUCCAUGGCACACAGUGCGGAAGUCAUGGCCAAAGUGAAAGGCGUCGGACGAGGCAAAAAGUACAAUCUGAUGGCUCAAGCGAUACCCAUAUAUGGCUUCGGGAUACUUCUUUACAUCCUCUAUAUAAUCUAUAAGCUGACAUGUAAGGGGAAGACUACUGAAUCAGAAAACCACACUACAGUAACCAAAGAAAACAUGGAGAGUGAGAUUACACCCGAACACGAGCUUGUCAGGCUUCAGGAAAGGCUUCUGCAAACAGAAAGGAUGAUGGAGAGAAUUGUCUCUGGAAAGAGUAAAGGUUCUGCGAGUGGCAGAAGGAGGAAGAGUAAAACUUCUACAUCAAAGAAGGAGGAGAAAUUACUCAAGCAACUUCGACAGAUAACACUGCUGAUCCAAGAGGGCCGGUUGGAGGCGGACUCCCCUGAGAUGGAGGCUGAGGAGGUCCCCUACUGUGUCGACUGGGAAGGCUACCCAGAGGAGACUUACCCAGAGUAUGAUGAGCCCUGUAAAAGACGAGGAUUUGACAUCUUUACACUGGAGGGACCCCCCCACCAGCCCACCCCCGAGGCCCUGGCAGAGAGGAUGGAGCAAGAGGAGGAAGAGCUUACGGCAAGGAAACUAUCCAUAGUGGAAGAGGUAGAUGAAGAGGUAGAGGAAGAGGUAGAGGAAGGGGUGGAGGAAGAUCAGGAUAAGGAAGAAGAAGUAGAGGAAGUGGAGGAAGAGAUAGAGGAGCCUGUUGCAGACAGGAAGCAGGAGAGACUUGGUUUGGAGGUGAGCAAAGCGCUACAGUGUCUCAAUGGAGGAAAGAAGCAAAUUAGCUUUAGUGACCACAACGAUGUGUUCCACUACCCGAAAGAGGGUACUUGUGAAGAGGAGGAAGAGGAGGAGGAGGAGAAGGAAGAUGAGGUGGAGGAAGAUGAUGAGGAGACAGAGGUGGAAGAGGAGGAGGAAGCGGAUGAAGACGAUCCAGUGAUGGAGGCAGAGAGCCUGCAGUUCAGCUGCGAGGGUUGUCCCAACCCGGAAGAGGAAGCAGAGGAGGAUAAAGAAGAGUAUCUGUUCCUGUCGGAGCCUGUGGAGGAUGACGGUCCUACCCAUGCAGAUGUGCCCAAAGACGUUGGGGCGAGUGGGCUGAGGAUGCGGAACAGGAGGGAGACGUAA